This is a messenger RNA of Trypanosoma grayi, 4023 nucleotides long. RefSeq names its product protein kinase. The transcript has a single exon. The coding region runs from base 1 to 4023 and encodes 1340 amino acids. The record is from RefSeq and is a predicted model, not a curated record. NCBI's taxonomy places the organism in Eukaryota, Euglenozoa, Kinetoplastea, Trypanosomatida, Trypanosomatidae. Gene Ontology annotation, biological process: protein phosphorylation. Gene Ontology annotation, molecular function: ATP binding; protein kinase activity.
AUGGGAGAAACAGCGACCGUGUCGCACAGUGUGGUCGUCGUCCCGGUGGUAGCUACAGCUGGAAAGCAGGAGCCGGGGUGCCAGUGCCCGGCCACAGCGGCUGACAGGCCGCUGCUGGAUGCUCGCCGAGAGUACUCGAGUCUGGAAGCCUCGCUGACAAACAACGAUGACUAUGGAAAGGGAGAGAUGUGCACAUUUCAAGUCCAAAGCCAGCCGCCGCAAAAUCCAGGGGCGGUGGCCGGUGCGAAUUGCCGAAGCGAUGAGCACCGUGAGAGAAGGUGCAGGUUCAGCCUGCGGGUGCUUGUGAUUGCAAACAUUCUUCUGAUGAUCUUGGUGGUCUCGGUCAUCUGUGUUGUGCCACUGGAGACAACAAGUAGAAAGGCGUUGAAUUUAGGACUCCAGUCGACGAUAAAAAGCUCCUCGGAGAUGGCCAGUAAGUCCACAGCAAACAACUUCAUUUUACUCCAGGAGGUCAUCAGUACUAUAGCCCUCAGUUUACAGUUCAAUCAGACCGUACAGCUGCACCCUUGGAGAGACACCAGCAUGCCAACCGUGAUGCAGCAAUUAUGUGGUUUCGUUGCCAAUUCUGUAGUUUCGGGUCAUCUGCUUUACUUACAUCUCAGUAGUCCCUAUUCAGGUUAUGGUGCAUACUGCUCUCGGCAGUACGAUGGAGAGACGUUGAUUGGGAAGUAUGUCCGACGUGGAGAGUCUGACUACCGUUACGAGGUUGACCGAGAGACGCUGAAGUAUGCCGAGCCAAAACAGCCCUUUUUGGAGGUUUCCAAAAUGACAGAAAGACAAAAUACUGUGGACUUCGCCGCCCCUGAUAACCCAUUUCUGAACAUCGCAAUACCCUGGGUUGAGUUAGGCCAGCAACGCCGGUGGUGGGUCUUCGCGAGGUCAGGCAAGACAAUGGUGACGUACACGUACCCUUUUAGAGACUACCUUGGCAAGCUGGCGGUGAUCACAGGUGCUCUCCAGCUGGGCAAACUUCAGAGUGUUUAUCCUGAGGUGUUGCUCUCUGAGGUGGGCAGCUCGAUGGUGGUGGAACUUCAGAGUGGACUUGUACUGAGCACCAACCCAAAUGAAGGGAAACCGACCGUGUGGGAUAAUUGGAACUGCACCGUGACACCCGAAAGGUGUUGCGAGGGUGCGCAAGAUUCGGUCCAAUACAUUGACUCAGUCAACAAUCCGGACAUGCGGACAGCCGUUGCGAAGCUCGGUGGGAGGGACGGCAUCAUGAUGCUAUUACGGCAGGAACGGCAUUCACAGGUCAGAUUCACAAGCGAACACCGCAUCCUUGUCGUUAGUGUAACCCGAGUCGAUAUUUCAGAUGAACGUCUCAAUCUUGCUGUCAUUGGCCUCACGCAAAAAGCGGCGGUCACUGGAACGCUCGACAAAACCCGCAAUAGGGUGGUCGCUGCCCUGGCAGCAUCUGUUCUGUGCAUCGCGGUUCUGGAAAUGGCAUUUGUUUAUGUUAUUGUGAAGCCGAUGGGGGAAAUAGCCCAUGGCCUUGAUCUGAUGAUGCAGCUCCGUGAUGGAUCCGAUGUCAUCAAAGGCUCCUCCCCGGUUAACGAGGUUGCGUUGAUGCAGCGCCGAUUCCGGAUGCUAAAUCAGCAACUUAUGUACAUGAAAGCGUUCUUACCACACGGGGUCAUGGGACAAUGUAACGCAGAGGUCGAUGAUGCGGCGCCGCAAGAUCUUACGAAGAAUGAAACAUCUAGAUGCAGUAUGUAUGUGGCACCAGUAGCAGCUGAGAAAUCAACAGCACCUACAACUGAACUUUCUGUUACUCCAACAAAAGUCAAUGACGUGGAUGCCUUCCACUUUCGAUUCAAUGAGAAUGUAUUGAAAGACGUGGUCAAUCAAUUCCGCCGUCGGUACUGCAGCGUUGUGUGCGUGAGUAUGGCCCUCCGCGAUGAUGAUUAUGUCAUUGACGGUUUGGUGCAGGAAUUCUUGGGGACCUGUAUCCCCCUUCUCAUGCGGUACGGUGGCGUGAUAGAGAUACAGCGCCCAGAUUUCUUAAUGAUCAGCUUUGGCGCCCACUCCAACAUGGCACGGAACCAAAUGCAGGCGGUGUGCUUCGCCAUGGAGCUGAUGCAGGUGGCCAGGAAAGACAUACUGGUGCGGCUCGGUGCCAUUGUGGAUGCAGGGGAGUACCUGGUCGGCACCUGCGGGGCCGCAAACCGUAACGCACGUGUGACGUAUGGGCGGCAGAUCCCCCUGCAAGCAGAGCUUCUGAGGCUUGUGCAAACCCUCAAGUGUCACGUGCUUGUGACGCGGCCUAUCGCCAUCUCCCUCGACGUGCAGUUCCUGACGAUACCUGUGGAUGCCGUUGUGUGCGGCGUCUCCAAUAUGCUCGUCGUUCUCUACGAACUGAGAGGACACACAGGGGCACUAGAGCCGGAGCGUGUGUCCGAGGUGCAGCGCACUGCCCGUGUUAUUCGCCAUGGAUUUUCAAACAUGCUGAAGGGAAGGUAUGUGGAAGCGGCUCGUUUGCUCUCAAGGGUGGGGGGCAAGGACGUUCAAGCCGAUCGCCUGUUGAGGAUGUGCAACCGCUUUAUACGCAAAGGGAUUACCAAACCGUAUCUUCGUGGUAGUAGCAAAUCCAAGGUCACAGUAGUCGGUCCCAAGAACAGCAACCACACUGAUCCCCUGGCUGUCUCCGCCGAGGAUGUAAUGCUUCCAAUGCUGCAUCUCAAGCAAGGAUUCUUGCGCGAGGGUACGGAGCUGGAGAACAACGUCUUUGGUAACAUGUCAUUGAGCGCUGCGACGCUGCACAGGCACACACUGCCGAUAGAGAACCAUACAGAGGCUAAUACCGACGAGGAGUGCGAGCGAGGUCUCUUCGAGAUGUUUCUCUUAUCCUCCUCCGAUGAGGAUGAGGAAGUGGAUGGGUCUCCAACAUCAAGCCAGGUGGCAGGAGGAGGCAUGGCGCCGACCUUCCGCGGCAAUGCAAAGGGGGAACUCCCAUUUGUCUUCACAGACGUGCAGGGCAACUCGUGGACGCGGUCAGCCGAGAAGAUUGGCGUUGGCGCCUUCUCGGUGGUGUACCGCGGCAUGUCAUCUUCAGGGGAUCUCGUCGCACUCAAAUGCUUCGCGCUACGUGCCCGCCACAUUGACAUUGAGGACAUCGUUGAGGAGCUCAAGCUGUUCUCGCAGCUCCGACAUGAGAAUAUUGUACAGUACAUCAGCUGCUACUUUUCGAGCGAUUAUCUUAUUGAGGUAAUGGAGCUUGUCCCUGGUGGCUCGCUCGAUAGUAUUCUCGGCAAUUUCGGGAUUUUGUCAACGAUGGCGGUGCGCCGAUUCCUGCGGGACGCUUUACGUGGGCUGAUGUAUCUCCAUUCCAAGAACGUCGUGCACUGCGACGUGAAGCCGCACAACGUGUUGGUGGCGAUGGACGGUGUGUGCAAGCUGACGGACUUUGGGUCCUCCCUCCUCCGCCUGACGAACUCGAUUCAGAACAUCAGCAGCGUCUUCGAGAUGCGCGGCACGCCGGGGUACAUGGCGCCAGAGGUGGCGCGUGGGGAGGUACCAACGGCGAAGAGUGACGUCUACUCGCUUGGUAUCACCGCGUUGGAACUCCUCACGGGACGGCUGCCGUGGAGCUACGCAGCAACGGCCACAUCAGCGGCAUCCGCAACGAAACGGAGCAGUCUGCACACAUCCAACGGCGAUUUGGCCGAGCAGAAGGAAGAUGAAAAUGAGAUGAAAAACAGUGCUGGGGUGGAGCAAAGUGAGACACCUACAUGGUUCGAGCACCGGGAGGCGUUCUUGGGCAGCCCCUUCACGGGCAUGAGCGACGCCGAUAGCGCCUGGGCGCAAACCGAACGCUGCGACAUUGAUUGGCUGCUGCGGAGCCCAAAGCAGCUCAUCAUCAGCGUUGGUAAGGGCGACGUCGUGCCGGCAAUCCCGUCAUGGCUUGACGACGACGUCCGUGACUUUGUGGAGUUGUGCGUGGCGCCAGAGCCCGACAAGCGGCCCACCGUGGAGGAAUUACUGCAGGAUCCAUGGAUGUUCUAG